AUGAAGCUCUUCCACCGCAAGAUCGAGUCCUGGGAGGUCGUCGAUCAGAAGUCCGUGGAACCCAUCUCGAUUUUCAGCCCAGACGAGCGCGACGAGAUGGAGAUUGCGAACGUCUACGACGCGACCAUGUGCGGCACGUACCUCUUCGAGCUCAAGAAGGUCGCGAACCUCCGCGGCGCCGUCGUCUUCGCUCGCGAACGCCUCCUGCGGGACGCCGCCGCCAAGGGCUACAACGUCUUCCUGAUAGAGGGCUGGAAAGUCACGCACCUGCGGAAAGGCAAGCAGGAACGCGCCGAGGUCCGAUAUUGGGGACGGCCUGCUUACGCGGCGGUCGAGCCGCCUCAGGGCCAGAUGCCGCCUUUCAUAGCCAUGCUAGACACACGGUCUAUCGCGUAG
Molecule: messenger RNA, 396 nt
Organism: Epithele typhae
Lineage: Eukaryota; Fungi; Basidiomycota; Agaricomycetes; Polyporales; Epitheliaceae
Exons: 3
Coding region: 1-396 (131 amino acids)
Source: RefSeq, a predicted model, not a curated record